This is a messenger RNA of Perca fluviatilis (European perch), 1409 nucleotides long. Its product is annotated as V-set and immunoglobulin domain-containing protein 1-like. Lineage: Eukaryota; Metazoa; Chordata; Actinopteri; Perciformes; Percidae. The record is from RefSeq and is a predicted model, not a curated record. The transcript is spliced from 7 exons. The coding region runs from base 47 to 895 and encodes 282 amino acids.
UCAGACCGUUAGGAGCGUCUCCAUCUCCGUUAUAAGAGACGUUGUGAUGUUAAAAUUUGAUUUUAACAAGAAAUCGCCAGCGAUGGAGCUUCUUCUUCUUCUGUGUCUCUGCCUCCUGACUCGCUCUGGAGUCACGUCUGCUCAACUAAACAGACCAACAGUCAUUUCGGUGGAAGGAGGGGCUGAUGUAAUGUUACCCUGCUCUCCCAGCACCAAGGAGGACAUUGAGUAUAAACUGUUUGUCUGGAGGAAAGUUGCUCAGAAAGAUGAUGGUCUGAAGGAGGUGUUUGACUACAACGCAGGCAGUCAUUACAACAACGGUCUAGAUGGUCAGAGUGAAGCGUUCAAAGGUCGAGUCUCUCAUUUUCCAGAAGAACUGGAACACGGCAACGCCUCCAUAAUCAUCAGAAAUACAAAGAUAUCUGACAGUGGAGAAUACACCUGUGAUUUUCCACAACUUAAGCCACCUCAAACAUUCUACAUUGAGCUUGUUGUUGAUCCAUUAAAAGACCGAUCAGCCAUCCGAGGUGCAGCUCAAGAACCAUACAUCACAACACUUAAGGCAACAAAGGACUGGGAGCUCCUGCAGUGUAAAGUUAAUGGCAAUCCAGAACCUGAAGUAAAGUGGCAGGACAGUGCUGGAAACCAACUACCUGCUGAGGAGCCCCAGGUCGAAAAAAGAGGCUUUUUCUACAUCACUCUCAAUGUGACCAAGAGCGACCGCUAUCGCUGUGUAGCCACACAGACGACUAUCCACCGUAACAUUUCUGCUGAGACUGAUGUACAUAUUUAUGCGCACAGCUCUGGACCACAGACAUAUCCUUCAGAUCAAAACUUGAGGAAAGUGAUGAUUGGAGUUGCUGUUGGAGUUCUCGCAGAAUUUCUGUUUUCGUAGGGGUUUGUCUAGCUCCGCCUGGAAAUGGCUCUAACUACGGUUCAUUGUGAGAUAUAAGUGACCCGGCAGAGAAGGAGCCAGAGCCCCAAUCAAUACCAACUUUAAAGUUCUCUGCAGAUGUGUGUGGUAUUGUACUUCUUUUCUAGCGAGGACCACUUUGAAUUUUAGAACAAAAGAGUGAGGACAUUUUUGAGAUUGAGGACAUGUUCUCUUCAACUUCUUAAAAGGUCAGUUUGAGAGUUAAAGGUGCUAGAUGAUAGAAUGCAAAACCGAUUUUACCCUGUCAUAGUUGAAUAACGACAGUUUGGAGGGUAAAUAGGACAGACAUAGAACCUCCAAAUUACAUUGACACCUCUUUCCUCUGCUUAUACUCUAGUUAUGCCGGCAACUGGCAGUAAGUAACCGAGAAACAGUGACUUUCACUUUGUAUGGAGGUUGCUGCUUUCUCGUCAGACUGUGUGGAGCUCCUUAAGUCCGACACGUCUUACCAAAUUUGCAAUUAGCCAUCGUAAAA